Penaeus monodon (black tiger shrimp) is the source of this 1086-nucleotide messenger RNA. RefSeq names its product macoilin-like. NCBI's taxonomy places the organism in Eukaryota, Metazoa, Arthropoda, Malacostraca, Decapoda, Penaeidae. Gene Ontology annotation, cellular component: rough endoplasmic reticulum membrane. Gene Ontology annotation, biological process: neuronal signal transduction. The record is from RefSeq and is a predicted model, not a curated record.
AUCGCCGGGGAGCUCGCGGGUCGGGCGUCUAUUCUUUGUAGAUGGCUCACACAACAACAAAGUCCUUUAGUCAACAGAAUCGGAACUUCGUUUAAAUGAUAGUCGUGUUUGGAUCUAUGUGCUACAUAUAUGGGGUAAAAAAAUAAAAGCUUAAAUAAUGAAGAGGAGAAAUGUUGACUGCUCCAAGCUUCGUAGACCGAUAAAACGGACCAAAAUUGGUGAAGGAUUGUACGGAAGCACCUUUGUGUACUCAAAGUUCCUCCUGGUAUGGCUGCUUGUGUUGGCGGCAGAUUUCCUUCUGGAGUUCCGCUUUGAGUACCUGUGGCCUUUCUGGCUGCUUUUGCGCAGUGUCUACGACUCUUUCCGCUAUCAGGGUCUCGCAUUCUCUGUGCUGUUCGUGUGCAUGGCACUAACAUCGGACAUGAUCUGCCUUCUCUUCAUACCGGUGAAUUGGCUCUUCUUUGCUGCAUCCACAUAUGUUUGGGUCCAGUAUGUGUGGCACACAGAACGUGGAGUGUGCAUGCCCACAGUUAUUUUGUGGGCUCUCUUCAUUUAUAUAGAGGCAUUGGUACGCCUCAAAGAUAUAAAAAAUGUCCCCUUCCAUUUAGAUCUGUGCAGACCCUUUGCUGCACAUUGUAUAGGGUACCCAGUAGUAACUUUAGGGUUUGGCUUGAAAAGUUACGUUGGGUACAGAUUGAGACAGAGAAAGCAGCGUGAAGUUGCAAAAGAAAAUGAAUUUUAUUUGCAACUACUCCAAGAGGCAUUGCCCCCAGAGUUGCAAGUCACAUCUAGUCCUGAUAAGUGUUUCAAGGAGAAGAGUGAAGAUCUCAUAAUUAAUGGUGAGGUGGAAGUUGCUGCUGCCACAAUCAACCAUACAGGAGGGAACUGCAACCUCAGUAGUAGCUGCAGUAGUAGCAGUAGUAGCAGUAGCAGCAGUAGCAGUAGUAGCAGUAGUAACAGCAGCAACAGCAGUAGCAGCAGUAGCAGCGGAGGUGGUGGUGGUGGUGGUGGUGUGAGGUGGUGGUGGUGUAAGUGGAGGUGGUGGUGGGGGUGGGGGUAGUGGAAGUGGUGGGGGAAAUAGUAUUG